Messenger RNA from Meloidogyne enterolobii, 813 nucleotides. NCBI's taxonomy places the organism in Eukaryota, Metazoa, Nematoda, Chromadorea, Rhabditida, Meloidogynidae. The record is from the annotation of a GenBank genome assembly.
AUGGCUGAGUUUAAAGAGCAAAAUAAAAGUUUUCCUUCUGGGCAUCAAUUAAAAAGAGAACGUCCAGUUGUUGAACCAAAAGUUGUGGUACAGGUUGAGGAAGAUAGUCCACUUAAAAAGGAACAGAGUCAUGAUGUUGUUAUGAUUGAGGAACAAGAACAAACAUCCUCAACUCCCCCUAUUAGUGGUUCUUUGCUACACAAAACAUUUUCAACUGUUGAACGUCUUCAAGCAUACCAUAAAUAUGGAAAGAAAGGUGCCAAUCCAUAUUCAAUACUUUCUUCUAAAACAAUAAAUAAUUUGGUUGAAUCAGCCAAGCAAAGAAGAAUAAGCAAAAUAGUCCACAAACGAAACCCAAAGAAAAGUGUCAAAAUUGAAAUACCAAAAGAUGCAGAAGAAACUGGAAGUACUUCAGUUGAUGAUAGUAGUUCUCCAACAAAAAGUAUUCAAAGCAAAACUGAACCUACAAAAAGACAUUAUUCACAAAAUGCUCGGUUAAUGGAUAAUGUUGACAGAAUUAGUCUUCAACACAAAUCUUAUUUGCGAAGUAGAUUUUCACAGAGAGAACGUGAUAUGUUACUUCUCAUCCGUGCCAGCAGUUUUUUCUUAAAUCCAGUCUCAAAAUUUUGGCCACAUCCAAAAGUUAUGCGCAAUCUUAUGCAUGAAUUUGUUCCAGAAUCUCGUACAAAAACAACUUAUUCUCUUAUGGCUGCCGGUGUCAGAGAAUUAAAAGACAGACAAGAUCAGCACCAAUAUAUUGUUAAAACAUUGGCUAGUUUUAAAGAUUUGCUGAAUUUGAGGAAUCGGGGAUGA